AUGGUCUCUUGGUCACAAAUUCCACCGGAAAUCAAACGACAUGUCGUUCAGAAAUUGGACUUUAUGAGCAGAAUCUCAUUGAAAAAUACUUCUCAUUUGGAUCGGCAGAUUGUGGAGUCUACAAAAUUAUACAUUCCACGAGCAAGAUUUGGAUACAAAGAUGGAAAGAGUUUGGUUGUGAUCUAUACGGGAAUCGAAAAGUUUCUGAGAUUGGAAAUGGAGAAAUGCGGAAACGGAGUUGUGAUUCAGAAAUCCGAAAACAGCUAUGAUCAUUCUAAAUUUGCGAGAAAGUUCAUGCCAUCAAUUGACACUUUCUCAUUGGGUCUCUUCGUUCUCAAGUCUCUUCUCAUCGAUAUCAAUAUUGAAGUGAUUGAAUGGGAUCUACCUGAAGAGUCAGAAGAAGGAAUGGUCGAAAGAAUAGUUAAGUUCUUGAGUCCAGCCCGGUUCCAAGUUAAAGAAAUGGCAUGUCUCUGGAAUUCAACUGAAUCUUUUCAAUCAUUUUGCUUUCAAAUCGUUGUCUGGGAGCAUCUGAAAUCGAUCCGUCGUAUUGGAGUUUUCCCGACUUCUGGCUCUCUUGAGCCAAUUUUUAUUCAUGAGGAUGAGUCCGAGUUUAAUGGAAGGCCGUAUUACAAAACGUCCAUAACAAUGUCAUAUUUGGCGGAAUUGUUCGGUAUGGCAUUCGAUUUCUCGUUCUAUCAUCAGAACCCAAUAUGCGCCAAUUAUAGAUUGAAAAAUGGAACAACACCGGAAAAAGAAAAAUUCCGAAGGAAGGAGGAAGACGACACAGUCACUCGUUGUUACGCAUCGGAAUGUGGUACUUGGGAGCAUAAAAUGUUGAAGGAGAAUGAGGAUCGAUUGAAACAGCGUCUUGAUUCUCAAAAAUGUGGAACCAGUUGGUUGUGUGAAAAUCAUGCAGACCCAUUCGACUAUUGGUAUCAUCACAAUUUCCCACUUCGUCUCGCUCAGGAACCUGAUUGGAAUGCUGUCAUUUGUAUCGGAUCUGAGUUUUUGUUGGGAUUAGAUGAUUUGUUUGAUCCCAUGAUAAAGGCAGCUGAAGAAGCUGAGGAGAAACGAUUGGAGAAUGUGAUUCUGGAUACAUCAACGUCGUCGUGGGGAUUCAGAAGACUAGAUGAAGGAGAGGUUCAGAGGAUUCCUCAUGUCAUGGGACAUAAGUCAGAUAACGUAAAAAAGACUUGCGGUUCAAAAGCUGGAAAACCAAAAGGUGACCUUAAUGGGUUGAAUAUGAGAGACAUCAUGAAAUGCUUGGAAGAAGUUGGAAUAGUUGAGGAUAUACAAUGGAAUUCUGAAGAUUCAGAAGAAAAUUCCGAAGAAGGGGAAGAUCCAGAUGUCCCCAAGAUAUUUGCCAUGGGAGGAUACUUGUCGAGCCCGACUGAAACGAGCACAACGGAGGAGCAGAGAGCAAGAGCAGGGAAAGAAAAAGAAUCUCAAGAAGAGAAAAAGAACACCGAGGGUUCUGACUGUGGAAUCCACAUGAAUCCACAUGGAACGUUCAACGGCUGCCACUUCACAAUCAACAAUGGUUCUGAAGACAUUACAAAUCAAGAGAACGGUUCAAGAGGAGAAACCGUAAACCAUCGAAAACGUCGGUGGAGGCAAAGAAGAUUGAUGCAAAAUUCCACGGGAUCACCCAAUCGGCAAAGAACCCGAUUGGACGUUCCAGUAAAUCCCGACUUGGAUUACGACUCGUUCAGAAAUGUUAACGACUCGUCCAGAAAUGAGAUUCAAAUAGAGGAAAUUAUUCAGAAUACUACAAGUAAUCGUCCACUUGAUGUAGAUUUGGAAUCUAUGAGGAUGGAUUCAAGUUUGAUUUUGGAAACGAAUCAUUUCGAUGGAAUUGAACAAGCGAGAGGACUGGAAUCAAGAGCGAGCAUCGUUCGAAAUCCAACUGGUGAUGGAUUAGGACUGGAGAUGGAUGAGUUGACAAAUGUAACAAAUUCGGAUUGCACAUUCUAUCAAGAUGAAAUGGCUCAUGACUACGAUUGCUGGACCAUCAUCGGAGUGGAGUCGCAUGCGCCGAUGAAUCCUGGCUAA
Messenger RNA from Caenorhabditis remanei, 2052 nucleotides. RefSeq lists its product as uncharacterized. Bases 1 to 2052 code for a protein of 683 amino acids. The record is from RefSeq and is a predicted model, not a curated record. The transcript is spliced from 12 exons. NCBI's taxonomy places the organism in Eukaryota, Metazoa, Nematoda, Chromadorea, Rhabditida, Rhabditidae. Gene Ontology annotation, molecular function: protein binding.